UGUCUGUAGCACGGCGUUUCGGGGCGGAAACGGAGGAAAAGCAGCCAAUAUGGCGGAGACGCACAGCUUGCAGGAUCUGAGACAGCAGGCCACCGUCGCCUCCAAAGUGUUCGUUCAACGCGACUACACGUCAGGAACCAUCUGCAAAUUUCAAACUAAAUUCCCCACCGAGCUCGAGACCAGGAUCGAUAAGCAGCAGUUUGAGGAGACGAUCCAGGCGUUGAACAAUCUGUAUGCCGAGGCGGAGAAGCUGGGAGGGAAGUCGUAUUUAGAGGGCUGCCUCGCCUGCCUCACUGCCUACACCAUCUUCCUCUGCAUGGAGACGCACUACGAAAAAGUGCUGAAAAAGAUUGCCAAGUACAUCCAGGAGCAGAAUGAGAAGAUCUACGCUCCUCUGGGUCUGCUCCUCACCGACCCCAUCGAGAGAGGACUCCGAGUCGUGGAAAUAACUAUAUUUGAGGACAGAAGCAUCGGCUCAAGAUAAAACACACCAAAGCAGGAAACUUUGGCCAUGUGAAGCUGUCCUGCUGGAGUCUGACUCUUCUUCACGCUGCUCGUCAUCGCUCCGUUUCUGACCGCAGACUCUACAUCGUACUCCUUCGUGUAAUUCUGUUCUCCUUCCUGUUAUCCAUUCCUCUCAGGAGAAUCAAACCUGACGAGCCCUUCCUUUCGAAAGUUGAGCUUGCUUCAUUUAUAAGCCGCUCAUGUUUUUGUACCGUCUUAAUUACCAGAAAUUAUUUUAAAAGCAACGUUUUCUAUAGUGCUCCUUUUAAAAUAGUUUCUUUUUCCUGUUGCCUUUUUUAAUUUUUUUUUUGUGUAUGUAUAUAUAUAUACACACACACACACACACACACGUGUGUUGAGUGAGGGGCAGGUCGCGUGUACAGUGUUGAUUCGCCACACGGCUGCAGUGUUCAGCGAGACGGCGUCCUUUCAGUAAAACGUAUCAUUAACGACAAACUUUAUAAACUGACGUUAUAGUGAGCGUGUUCGUAUUCUGAUCAUUUUAUGAUGAUACUCAGUCGGUUAGUAAACUGAUUGUGCAGAGUUACAGGAGUACAUCCUUCAUGAAGGGCGGAGCUCAAGUUAAAUUCGAUCAGCCAGUUGGAAAUGUGAUCAUGUGAUGUCGGCACAAAUGUUUAUUACUCCGCCUCGAUGACUUCCUGGUUUAAUCUGGUUAACCUCACUGACUUGAAGCCGAAAUGUAUCCUGAGCUACCUUUUUAUCCGGAUAACUAGUUUAACGUUUAACUCUUGAGCAUAUAGUAUAUGAUGAUAAUACUAAAAUAAUAUUUAGUGCAUCACAAGCACAAGUGAUCUCACACAUCGGGUUUGUGAUUGGCUGACUGUAUUGAUCUUGUUGACCUCAAGGUGCCUGUUACUUUGCAAAAUCAGGACUUUUCAGUCGUCCGCAUAUACAUUAUACACACACUUUCUUUCUCCUACCUGAUUUGUCAACAAUACAGCCAGGUUUAAAUUUGACUGUCCUUAUACUGCCUUAUUAAUGGUACAGAUUUAUCGCCACAUAUUUAGUCCACGUGUUGAAUAUAACUAAUUAUUGGCAUAUAGAUAUAAUGUGCAUUUUAAUUCCAUCACCGCUGACGUUCAUGAUGAAUCCAGUCCAUUCCACCAUAUGAAGUGAUUUUGCUUUGACCCAAUUAAACACUAAAACACACAUUAACCCUGGUACUAAACACAGCUACACUAAAGACUCUACCUUUAAUUGUGUGGAUGCAGAUGCACUCGGGGGGGGGGUGGCACGGUGGUGUAGUGGUUAGCGCUGUCGCCUCACAGCAAGAAGGUCCGGGUUCGAGCCCCGUGGCCAACGAAGGCCUUUCUGUGCGGAGUUCGCAUGUUGUCCGCGUGGGUUUCCUCCGGGUGCUCCAGUUUCCCCCCCAGUCCAAAGACAUGCAGGUUAGGUUAACUGGUGACUCUAAAUUGACCGUAGGUGUGAAUGUGAGUGUGAAUGGUUGUCUGUGUCUAUAUGUCAGCCCUGUGAUGACCUGGCGACUUGUCCAGGGUGUACCCCGCCUUUCGCCCGUAGUCAGCUGGGAUAGGCUCCAGCUCGCCUGCGACCCUGUAGGACAGGAUAAAGCGGCUACAGAUGAUGAGCGACGCACUCGGACCGUGUGCGCAAACCUCAAGCCAGGUUUUAAUCAAGUUGACAAAGAUCUGUCUUUAAACGAUGGUCUUAAAUAAAAUUUGUAUAUUGAUACUGAUGCUGUAAAUCCCCUAAGGUUAGAAGUGGCCAUGUUUAUUGGAUUCGUGAGCAAAGCUGCCACUUGUAUCUUUGUUGUACCGUAAUAAACUGUUGUCUUUUCUUCAAAGAUCUCUGCACACCUUUAUUUAAAAUGUGUAUGGUAAUAAAGUUGAUGUAACUUCAA
Neoarius graeffei (lesser salmon catfish) is the source of this 2383-nucleotide messenger RNA. RefSeq names its product golgin A7 (gene golga7). NCBI's taxonomy places the organism in Eukaryota, Metazoa, Chordata, Actinopteri, Siluriformes, Ariidae. The record is from RefSeq and is a predicted model, not a curated record. Gene Ontology annotation, biological process: protein targeting to membrane; Golgi to plasma membrane protein transport; peptidyl-L-cysteine S-palmitoylation. Bases 50 to 484 code for a protein of 144 amino acids. The transcript has 6 exons. Gene Ontology annotation, cellular component: Golgi stack; palmitoyltransferase complex.